CUGAGAGGAAGCCAUUUCCCUAUCAAGUGACCAGAGCUGAGAAAGAGAAACAAACAGCCCCUGACUGAUAGCUUCUCUCCUAAGGUCCGCAGGAUCCUAAGACCAGGUCAUCGCGGGUGCCCAGCCCUGGACAGGUAACCGGGACGUUCUGGCUCCAGUUCAACCAACGCAGCCCUGCAACUGCGUCUGCAGAAGCCAAGCUGUGGGACGGAAGGUGGCUUGUGGCAACGAGGGCCUAUCAGGACCCACAAGAAACCACAGAGCUGCUCGGUGCCUCCGGCCAGCGUCUUCCUCUGAAGAAGCCCUGACUGACCUGAGGACAGAGGGAGCAAACGGGGCAUGAUGCUGCCUGUGACCCACGUGCUAGCCUUCGGUGCUUGGCUGGUGACACAGAGCAAGGCUACGCCAGAUGCCCCCAAAAUCUCCAUCUUUCUGAAGCCACCGGGGGUGAUCUCACCGGGAGGCUCCACCAACAUCUGCUGCAGUUGCCAGCGUGACAGUGGGAACUUUGUGCUCUACAAGGACGGCUACCAGAUCCGUACCCUGGAGCUGCAUGGCAGCAGGGCCGAGUUCUCCAUCUCUAACGCCUCCCAGGAGGACGCAGGUGCCUACAGCUGCCAUUACAUACAUGGAGGCACUGUGCUGGCUCGCAGCGAAACCCUGGAAGUCAUGGUGCGAGAUUUCCGUCUCCCCACACCUGACCUCUCUGUCCUGCCCGGGCUUGAGGUGGCUGCAGGAGCUUACGUGACUUUCCGUUGCGCCAUUGAACACUCCAGUGCUGCCUGUUACUUGUACCUGGAGGGCCACUUCACGGUGCGCUUAAACCCAGAGGAACGAGAGAAUUUCAAACUCCCCCGUGUCAGUAAAGAAAAGGAAGGCCGCUACAGCUGCCAGUGUUUCGCCAAACGUGAAUGGUCUGCUGUCAGCCAGACCCUGGAUUUGGUGGUGAGAGAUUACACCUGGUCCAACGGGAGUGGGAGGGGAAGAGCUGGCCCCAGACAGCAGCCAAGAAAAGCAGCAACUGGAUUUUCAGUUGGUCCACAAAUGGCAGAAGCAGCCAAACAUCCAGGACAUAAGGAACCUACUCACUGCAAGCUGGAGGACGACCCAGGUGUUCAGGACUCCCUCAGCCCCCACUUUCCUCAUACCCAUGGGAGGACAAAUGCAUGCGGGGUCAAAGCACCCUCAUCCUGCUCUAACCUCAAGGUUCCCACCCAGCUGGCAGAAGAACCUAGAGCCCAGGGCACAGGGCCCCACAGAGGAAUCUUGUGAUGGGUCCCAUGGAGGAGCCCAGCUGCCAUGCUCCCACACCAGCCUCCAUUGGAAGCCACAGCCUUGGUGCCUGUCCUGCUUAUAGAGUUCUUGUGCCACUGAGGCAGAGGGCCCUGCUGAGUGGCAGCACUGCAUCUUCCUAAUUGGAGCCACCCCUCAUUUCUAUGGUCUCCUGAAGCUCACAGACAUCCUGCCCACUGAUGUCACAUCUGGCCUCAGCCCCUUCUUCCACCCUAUUUCACCACAGGGGAGACCACAGACAAGAGAGACAGGAGCCACAUGCUCAGUCUUCCCAGCCUUGAAGGCACAUAAGCCUCUAUCUUCAAAGGUCAAAAGUCAGGGCACCUGACAGGGAGCCUUCAGCACUGAGCAAUGGCAUCGUCAUCGUGUAGUCUUGGCCCAAUUAGAUGAUCUGGUCACCCCAGGAACUGCCCUUUGACCUCAUGGCAGGGAUCACCCAACAAUUGGAGAUGAUGACAUGGCAGUUUGGCAACCCCUGGACCCAUGAUCCCUAUCACGCUGUUUCACCUCAACAUA
Molecule: messenger RNA, 1809 nt
Organism: Phalacrocorax carbo (great cormorant)
Lineage: Eukaryota; Metazoa; Chordata; Aves; Suliformes; Phalacrocoracidae
Source: RefSeq, a predicted model, not a curated record